Molecule: messenger RNA, 2568 nt
Organism: Cornus florida
Lineage: Eukaryota; Viridiplantae; Streptophyta; Magnoliopsida; Cornales; Cornaceae
Product: ethylene-responsive transcription factor RAP2-7-like
Exons: 10
Coding region: 608-2134 (508 amino acids)
Biological process (GO): regulation of DNA-templated transcription
Molecular function (GO): DNA binding; DNA-binding transcription factor activity
Source: RefSeq, a predicted model, not a curated record
AUGUUCCUUCACACGUCCCAUCCCCUUCCUUUCCUUUCCUCUUUCUCUCUCUAAACCCCUCUUCUCUCUCUCUAAACUCCCUCUCUGCAAUGGAAUCAGACAAUCGGUGCUGAUUCCACUUCGCAGAUGAAACUCUAUCUCUAAUGCAACUUCAGAGACCACUUCGACUUCCCUCUCUAUCUCUCUCUCGCCGCACAUAUUCUCUUCAUCUUCUCCCGUAGCCGGCGAUUUUCCGGUGAUUUCACACACGUAUGGUGUAUAUAUACAUAUAUAAAUACAUGUAUUGAGUGAGAGCACUUGAAAGUUCUGAUUCUCUCCUUCUCUGUUAUUAACUUGUCUGAUACUUUGUUCUUCAGUGUUUUUUACUCUCUCUAUUCAAAAUUUUAGUUCCGUAUCACUUGAUUCUCGAGUGUUAUGCUGUUUUCGACUCUCAAAGUUUCUGAUCCGAUCGAUUGUGUUCACCUUUCGGUAAGUUGAUUUUUUUAGUUAAACGGUGCUUUAAUGCUCAGUUGAAAGUAUUUGUGAAGCCCAAUCGUGAAGGAAAUUAUACUUAAAUAUACUAUAUAUACAAACGCAUCAGGGACUAAAAUUUGAGCGAUUGAGAGUUAUGUUGGAUCUCAAUCUCACCGUUGUCCAUGACGAGGACUCGAAUAUGACCGCUAAGUUUGCUGAAGGUUCUGGUGGAGGCCAAAUGGAUGAAUCAGGCACUUCGAAUUCGUCGAUCGUGAAUGCCGAAGCGUCGAGCAAUGCCGGCGACGACGACUCGUGCUCUACGCGCGCCGGAAGCGCAGACGUCUUCGCCUUCAAUUUCGACAUCUUGAAGGUCGGAGGCGUGUUUAGCACCACUGAGAAUUGUGACAAGGAUCAGAUGACUCAGUCCGAGUUUGUGACUCGACAGCUCUUCCCGGUGGAUGGAGAUGGUGGAUUGACUCAGGGGCAGAGCUCUGCGUCUUCUUCAACACCAUUGAGGCCUAAUUGGGUUGAUCUCUCGUUCAAUCAAGCUGUUUCUGGUGGUGGCUUACACGAGGUGCCGGUCCCACUACGGCAACAACAGCAGCAACAGCCGGUGAAGAAGAGCAGACGGGGACCAAGGUCUCGAAGCUCGCAGUACCGCGGAGUCACGUUCUACAGAAGAACUGGAAGAUGGGAAUCACAUAUAUGGGACUGUGGGAAACAAGUGUAUUUGGGUGGAUUUGACACUGCUCAUGCUGCGGCUAGAGCCUAUGAUCGAGCUGCAAUUAAAUUCCGGGGGAUUGAUGCAGAUAUCAAUUUUAAUCUGAGUGAUUAUGAGGAGGAUAUGAAGCAGAUGAAGAAUCUCACCAAAGAAGAAUUUGUGCACAUACUUCGUCGGCAGAGCACCGGUUUUUCAAGGGGGAGCUCAAAAUACAGAGGGGUGACACUGCACAAAUGUGGCAGAUGGGAAGCUCGAAUGGGGCAGUUCCUUGGCAAAAAGUAUAUAUAUCUUGGGCUAUUCGACAGCGAAGUAGAAGCUGCAAGGGCUUAUGACAAGGCAGCUAUCAAAUGCAAUGGAAGGGAGGCAGUUACCAACUUUGAGCCAAGAACAUAUGAAGGGGAGAUGAUUUCUGAGGCCAGUAAUGGAGAUGGCAGUCACAACCUUGAUCUUAAGUUGGGGAUUUCGACCCCUUCUUUCGGAGAUAAUGCGAAGCAAAAUGAAAGCAUGGGGUAUGUUCCGUUCCACCCUUAUGAUGUGCACGAUGUGAGGAGAUCAAAGAUGGCAAACCAUGCUAUGACGACAGCAGGUAAUCCACCUCUUAAAGGUCUAGAAAUGACAUUGGAGCACCCUCCCUUUAGGACUGGUGUAUAUCCUAAUUUCUUUCCCACCUACGAGGAAAGAGCAACUGAGAAAAGAAUUGAAGUAGGUUCGUCACAAGGGCUCCUACACUGGAUGGGGCAAAUGCAUGGUAUGGUCAGCAAUACCCCAGUGACAUUGAUCUCUACUGCAGCAUCAUCAGGAUUCUCAUCCCCCAUCACUGCAGCACCCAUGGCUGCCAUUUAUCCGUCAAAACCUCUCAACCCAACAGCAUUCAAUCUCUGUUUUGCUUCAUCUCCCAUGGAUGUCACCAACACCUCCCAAUACUAUUACCAAAUGAGGCCACCGCCACCGCCACCAUGAUCUGUCUGUGUCAAAUGUGGAUACACAUACAUAACAACUGAUUUUUUUGGGGAUUCAUUUGUAUGUUCCAAGUGUUGAUUGAUUGCAACAAGACCUGGCCUGUGUCUUCUUUGGUAGAUUACUACCUGCAAUCUAAGCUGUAGACUUCCAGGGUUGGAAAGUGCUAAUCAAUUUUACUAAAAACGGGGUAGCGUCAUCGCUUGCGGAUCCCUUUGUUUAAGUGUGAGCUUUUCUUUCUUUCAAAGUGUUGUGUCUGUGGUGGGUGGGGUUAAUUGGAAGUACACAGGUUAUCUGUGAUAGAAAAAAGGUAAUUAUAUUCUUCAUGGAUCCCCAUCUCCAUCACAAGAUGUGUCUGGGUAAUGGAGGGACAAUGAUCCUCAUCUUGGUUUGGAAUGAAAGGCAAAAAGGGUGUUGAGUCACACCAUUCAAAUGAA